GGGCUGACGGGGCGCGCGCUGCCCGUUGCCGCGCUCCUUUCAGUGCUGAGCCCGCCCCGCCGCCCAUUGUCCUCCUGCCAUGUGACCGGGGACGGUUACAAAGCGGGCCCCCCCCCCCCGCCUCCACCGCCGUUAUUUGUGCUGAGUCACGGCUCGGCGCUGCCCGGUGCCGCAGGUGUCGCGGGGAGCCCGGCCACCGCCGCAGCGCCAGGCAACCCCAUGGGGACCGACGGUGCCCGCGCCCGGCUGGAGCGGGCGGCCACCCUCACCCUGCAGACCGGUAACCUCCUCAACUGGGGCUGCCUGCGCAAGAAGUGCCCGGCCACUCCUGGCGAGGAGGUGCGGGACUGCAUUCAGAAAACUCUGACUGAAUGGAGCUCCAAGAUUGGACAAGAUCUAAAUCAGGAAAUACUGGAGGUUCUGGAAUGUGCAGUAGCUCAAGCAAUAGAAAAAAUAAAUCCUGAAGAAAGGGAUGAGCUGAAAGUAUCAGCAAAACUUUUCAUCGUUGGAUCAAACUCUUCAUCAAUCAGAGAUGCAGUUGACAUGGCAUGUUCUGCCCUUGGAGUUGCUCAGUUAGACUCAGUCAUUAUUGCCCCACCUCCCGUUGAAGAGGGAACUAGCCUCUCCUUGGAGUAUUUGCAGCCUUAUUGGAAAGAACUUGAAAAUCUAGUUCAAAACAGUAAGAUUGUUGCCAUAGGUACCUCUGACCUAGAUAAAACACUUUUGGAGCAGCUGUAUCUGUGGGCACAGGUGAAACCAAGUAGUAAUCAGGUGAAUCUAGCUUCCUGUUGUGUGAUGCCACCUGAUCUCACAGCAUUUGCGAAGCAGUUUGACAUACAGCUGUUAACUCACAAUGACCCAAAAGAAUUACUUUGUGAAGCCAGUUUCCAAGAAGUUCUUCAGGAAAGCAUCCAGAGCACGAAAGCACAUGAGUGGAUUCCUUUAUGGAUUCUCCGGUAUUCAGUCAUUGUUAAAAGCAGAGGAAUUAUCAAGUCCAAAGGCUAUAUCAUGCAAGCUAAAAGAAAUGCUUCUUGAAACACUUACCUUUUUUUUUUUUUUUAAUGGCUUGCUGUUUAAAUUUCUUGGAGAUGUGGGGGAACAUUGCUUUUUUCAUAGAAACCCUUUUACAGCAUUUGUAACAAAGACCAAAAGAUGUAACUAUCCAGUGUGGUGUCAGCAAGAGUGUGUGCAGUGUUCUGCUUUUCUUAAUCUAUUGACAUUUCAAACAUUUUUGGGGUUUGUUAUUUUUGAUUGACAUUAGAGAAAGAGUUUAAAAUAUUUUUUUUAUGACCAAUUCACUGUAAAAUUAUCAUGAUAUUUUAGCUGCCAGUAGGUAGUAUAGAGAAACUUAUAUAUUUUUAUUUUUUGAAAAAAUAAAUUUCACUUAAAUAAUAAGAGUUACUUCUCAUGUACCUAUAUUUCAAGGACUACUUUUUUACAGAAAAUUGCUUUCUGAAUAAUUAUUCCCUUCCCCCAACUAAACUGGUAUCUCAUUACUUGAUAUGUAUAUUUAGGCAAGUCAGCUGUUUCAUUUGUAUGUAUGGGAGAAUUGGUUUAUUUUUAAUAUAGUGUAAAAGACUUCUAUAAUUUAGAACAAAAACCCACCACAUCUUCCAAAUUAUUUUCUGACUGCUACUUGAAAAACCUUCUGGCUUCUUUGUGCCUCAGUAUGCUUGGUUAAACAUUUGCAGAAGUGUGACGGAAUCUUUACUAUUUGAAAUAGAAAAUGUAUUAUUGUGUGAAUGUUUAGGUCAGAAUUGAAAACAAGCGAUGAAAAAUCAGUUAAUGAAAAAUUGAAUCAUGACUGUCUUUUCAACUGUGGCUUGUCUUUUUUGAUACUACACAGUCAGAAUCAGCCAAGUCAGAAUAGAUAGUAGAUGCUGAAGCUCUUCACUAGGUAAUUGUCAAAUGGAGCACUUCUUUUGAGUCUGCCUGAGAAACUUUGUUGCUUGAGUGCCCUUCACAAAUAAUGCAAGCAGGGUUUAGCUUUAAUUUAGGUGUUUCUGUUGGUAGUAGCUCAGUGCACUGGCUUCUGAAUCCUAGAGAGAUUGCUGCAGCUAAGGCAAGGCUUCAGUUUAACAUAGUCUUUCUGUUUGAAGUCUUUCUCAUUUCCUUGGCCUUUAAAUCAGAAAAGAUAGGGAAAGCUCAACUUUUAUUUCAACAGGAGCUUGAUACUGACAGUCUAAAUUACUCAUUUUCCUUUUGAUUUCAGGCAGGAGCAGGGCUUCAUACCAGUAGUACUAAUUAACUUAGCUGUACAUAUUUUGAGAUUUGGACUUUAGGGAAUGAAUUUUCACCAGUAUCUUUCAAAUUUCAGCUGUCAUGUUGGCAGCUAAUGAAAUUUAAAUGCUUGUUAGCAGUGUUUAUGGAGUGUCGUCAGCUUCCUGUAAUCCAUUCCCAUAAGUUAAAACAUGAAUCUUUUUCAGUGUACUUGAAAAUAUAUAUGAGGCCUCAAAUUUAUCUUGUCUGCAGGUUGCAAAUACUGGGAAAUUGUCUUGAAAUUACUUCAGCUCUUGUGAUAAAUGAGGGAUGGGGCAAACUGGAACUAGUGUUGCAUCAAUAAAAGUUUGAAUUUUUUUUCUAAUCAAGAUAGUAUUUUUUUAAUAUUGGGGCAGUUUGUAUUAAUGUUAAAAAAUUACAUGAGUUUAAUAUGAAACUUCCCUGACAGGUUUGAGUUGUGUGCUGCUGGUGAUUAACCACUAUCUGUGAAUUCUGUGUUUGGCUGUUGACAUUCUGUGUUGUAUCAGACUCCCGUGUGUACUGUUUUAUAAAUUGAAAUGCUACAAAACAAGAAUUGUACUAAAAUAAUGUAUAGGCUGCUUUAAUGGCAUAUUCUCAUUUCUGUGAACUUUUAGUUGCUUGAUGUAGAAAAUUACCCUUUAAGACAUGAUAAUUCAAGACACGAUAAUCUUAUUUUUCUAGUUGCCAGUAGCGUAACAUUUUAUCAGUUCAUCUCAUUAAUCUGUUUGUGUCAGAAUGGGAGACGGGAUUUCAACCCAUGAGAAACUUGAAAGUUUGAAUUAAAAUUUUAAAUUGUAG
This is a messenger RNA of Calypte anna (Anna's hummingbird), 3039 nucleotides long. RefSeq names its product glutamate-cysteine ligase modifier subunit (gene GCLM). Gene Ontology annotation, biological process: glutathione biosynthetic process. The transcript has 7 exons. Gene Ontology annotation, molecular function: glutamate-cysteine ligase catalytic subunit binding; enzyme regulator activity. The record is from RefSeq and is a predicted model, not a curated record. Bases 220 to 1035 code for a protein of 271 amino acids. NCBI's taxonomy places the organism in Eukaryota, Metazoa, Chordata, Aves, Apodiformes, Trochilidae. Gene Ontology annotation, cellular component: glutamate-cysteine ligase complex.